AUGGGUUCUCCAGAGAAGAAUGACUUAGAGAAAGGAGGGAUGAGAAGGAAGGACAAAUCUUCAAUAGCCAUAAUUUUCACAUAUGCUGACUGGGUUGAUAUUAUGCUUAUGUUGUUGGGUACUAUUGGUGCUAUUGGAGAUGGCAUGUCUACAAACUGCUUGCUAGUCUUCGCUAGCCGUCUUAUGAAUAGCUUGGGUUAUAGUAAGACCCAACAAAAUCAUGGGAAUUUCAUGGAUGGGGUUGAAAAGUGCAGCUUAUACUUCGUUUACUUGGGAUUAGCAGUAAUGGUGCUGGCCUUUAUGGAAGGUUACUGUUGGAGUAAAACCAGUGAGCGUCAAGUGCUGAAAAUUCGUUACAAGUAUUUGGAAGCUAUUCUCAGGCAAGAGGUUGGGUUUUUUGAUUCUCAAGAAACAACAACUUCGGAAAUCAUCAAUAGCAUUUCAAAAGAUGCUUCUCUCAUACAAGAAGUUCUUAGUGAAAAGGUGCCAAUAUUUUUGAUGCACUCCUCAGUGUUCAUUUCAGGGCUUGCAUUUUCCACUUACUUUUCAUGGAGGCUGUCAUUAGUAGCCUUCCCAACACUACUUUUAUUAAUUAUACCUGGAAUGGUUUAUGGAAAAUAUCUUCUCUAUUUGUCGAAGAAGUCCUACAUGGAGUACAGUAAAGCAAACACCAUUAUUGAGCAGGCUCUGAGCUCCAUUAAAACAGUUUAUUCAUUCACUGCUGAGAGGGUAAUAGUUGGGAAAUAUUCAGCAAUAUUGGAUAGAACCACGAGACUGGGAAUCAAGCAAGGUAUUGCGAAAGGUCUAGCCGUUGGAAGCACAGGGCUUUCUUUUGCAAUAUGGGCUUUUCUAUCUUGGUAUGGAAGCCAUUUGGUUAUGUACAAAGGUGAAAGUGGAGGAAGGAUCUAUGCGGCUGGAAUCUCCUUCAUAUUAAGUGGACUAUCCCUUGGCAUGGCAGUUCCUGAUGUCAAGUACUUCACGGAAGCUUCGGUUGCAGCUACACGAAUAUUUGAUAGGAUCAACCGGAUACCCUUAAUUGAUUGUGAAAAUACAAAAGGACUUGUAUUGGACAAAAUUAGAGGCGAACUAGAAUUCGAGCAUGUCAAAUUCACAUACCCUUCUCGUCCGGAUUCCAUUGUCCUCAAAGAUUUUAGUCUUAAAGUUGAAGCUGGGAAAACUGUUGCUCUUGUUGGUGCCAGUGGAAGUGGCAAAUCCACAGCAAUUGCAUUAGUGCAACGGUUUUAUGAUGCUGAUGAUGGAUUUGUGAGAAUUGAUGGUGUCGAUAUAAAAUCUUUACAGAUGAAAUGGAUAAGAGGGAAAAUGGGACUUGUUAGUCAAGAACAUGCAUUGUUUGGGACAUCAAUAAAGGAAAAUAUACUAUUUGGGAAGCUUGAUGCCACCAUGGAUGAAGUCACCGCUGCAGCCAUGGCUGCCAAUGCUCAUAACUUCAUCAGGCAGCUUCCUGCAGGAUAUGAGACCAAGAUUGGUGAAAGAGGAGCACUAUUAUCAGGUGGACAGAAACAACGAAUUGCGAUUGCCAGAGCCAUUAUAAAAAACCCUUUGAUUCUCCUACUUGAUGAAGCAACAAGUGCUCUUGACUCCGAAUCAGAAGCACUAGUCCAAAAUGCCCUUGAUCAAGCCUCCAUGGGGAGAACUACCUUGGUGAUUGCCCACAAGCUUUCCACAGUUCGAAAUGCAGACCUCAUUGCAGUCGUAAUUGGUGGUUGCAUAAUUGAAAUAGGUUCACAUAAUGACCUUAUCAACCGAAAAAACGGUCAUUAUGCCAAACUGGCAAAACUACAGAGACAAUUCAGCAGCGAUGACCAAGAACAAAGCUCUGAAUUGCGUGUUUCUUCAGUCGCAAGAAGCAGUGCUGGCCGGCCUAGCACUGCGAGAUCAAGCCCAGCAUUUUUUCCAAAAUCACCAAUAAUAACCGCAGAUAGCCCAGCUCCAGUGUCUCAUCCCCGACCUACCUUUUCCCGGCUUCUCUCUCUAAAUGCUCCAGAAUGGAAACAAGGUCUUGUUGGAAGUCUCUCAGCUAUAGCUUUUGGGGCGGUCCAACCUGUCUAUGCCUUGACCAUAGGAGGCAUGAUAGCUGCUUUUUUUGCUCCAAGUCAUGAAGAAAUGCGUGCUAGAAUCCGCACAUAUUCACUAAUUUUCUGUUCACUUACUUUGGUUUCAAUCAUAAUGAACCUCUUGCAGCACUACAGUUUCGCAUAUAUGGGAGAGAGGCUCACGAAGAGAGUCCGGUUGAGAAUGUUGGUGAAGAUAUUGUCUUUUGAAACAGCUUGGUUUGAUGAUGAGCAAAACUCUAGUGGAGCCUUAUGUUCAAGAUUGAGCAAUGAGGCUUCCAUGGUUAAGUCCCUUGUAGCUGACAGACUUUCUUUACUGCUCCAAACAGCUUCGGCUGUGACUAUUGCAAUGAUCAUGGGGCUAGUUGUGGCUUGGAAACUAGCACUAGUCAUGAUCGCGGUUCAACCUCUCACAAUUCUAUGUUUCUACACGCGUAAAGUAUUACUUUCUACCAUGUCCACCAAUUGUGUUAAGGCACAAAAUCAAAGUACUCAAAUUGCCGUGGAAGCUGUCUAUAAUCAUAGAAUUGUGACUUCAUUUGGAAGUGUAGAGAAGGUUCUUCAACUAUUUGAUCAAGCUCAGGAGGCACCAAGGAAAGAAGCAAGGAAGAAGGCAUGGCUAGCCGGGAUUGGCAUGGGUUCAGCUCAGUGCCUAACAUUUAUGUCAUGGGCUUUGGAUUUCUGGUAUGGAGGUACAUUAGUGGAAAAGGGAGAGAUAUCGGCCGGGGACGUGUUCAAGACAUUUUUCAUAUUGGUCAGCACCGGGAAGGUCAUAGCUGAAGCUGGUAGCAUGACUUCAGAUUUAGCCAAGGGUGCCACUGCAGUUGCAUCUGUGUUCAAAAUUCUUGACCGGCAAUCAUUGAUUCCAGGGUCUUAUAAUAAUGAUGGUGGUGACAAUGGGGGAACUAAGUUGGAAAAAAUAAGUGGAAGGAUAGAGAUGAAGAAGGUUGAUUUUGCAUACCCAAGCCGUCCUGAGACCUUAGUGUUGCGCCAAUUUUGCCUGGAGGUGAAACCGGGCAUGAGUAUUGGACUUGUUGGGAAAAGUGGGUGUGGGAAAUCAACGGUGAUUGGAUUAAUCCAAAGGUUUUAUGAUGUUGAGAAUGGGUCAGUGAAAGUAGAUGGGGUGGACAUAAGGCAAUUGGAUAUUCAAUGGUAUAGGAGGCACACGGCACUUGUUAGCCAAGAGCCAGUUAUAUAUUCAGGUAGCAUCCGUCACAACAUUGUGAUUGGGAAGCUUGAUGCCUCAGAGAAUGAGGUGGUGGAGGCUGCCAGAGCUGCCAAUGCCCAUGAGUUUAUCUCAUCCCUUAAAGAAGGGUAUGAAACUGAAUGUGGCGAAAGAGGAGUGCAAUUGUCAGGAGGGCAAAAGCAAAGAAUGGCAAUAGCAAGGGCCAUAAUUCGGAAUCCAACAAUAUUACUACUAGACGAGGCAACAAGCGCUCUGGAUGUGCAAUCUGAGCUAGUUGUUCAAGAAGCAUUAGAUAGAAUCAUGAUUGGGAGGAGUACAAUUGUGAUAGCACAUAGGCUCAACACCAUAAAAGAGCUCGAUUCAAUUGCAUUUGUGGCAGAUGGGAAGGUGGUGGAGCAAGGAACCUAUGCUCAACUCAAGAGCAAGCGGGGUGCCUUCUUUACUCUUGCUUGCCUUCAAACUUAGGUUAGGUCAACUACUUGAAAAAAUCUAUAUAGUUAUGAUGGGGUUGGCAAAGGUUUGGGCCUACUAAGUACAAGCCAUGCAACAAAUCAGUAGUGUUUAGAAAGAAUGGCCUCGUAAUGUAGAACAGUGUCUGUCGCUACCUUGAUGCUCAAUAUCUUUUCCUUUUUGGGUCAACUUGCCAAUAUUUCAUUGGCCUGGAUACUGCAAACUUAAAUGCUACUCAACAGCCGAAGUACACACCUAAUA
Quercus lobata is the source of this 3969-nucleotide messenger RNA. RefSeq names its product putative ABC transporter B family member 8. The record is from RefSeq and is a predicted model, not a curated record. The coding region runs from base 1 to 3723 and encodes 1240 amino acids. The transcript has 9 exons. Gene Ontology annotation, molecular function: ATP binding; ABC-type transporter activity; ATP hydrolysis activity. Gene Ontology annotation, cellular component: membrane. Gene Ontology annotation, biological process: transmembrane transport. Lineage: Eukaryota; Viridiplantae; Streptophyta; Magnoliopsida; Fagales; Fagaceae.